AUGCAUCUCCUCUUACUUCAGCUCCUGUUGCUCCUGCCUCUAGGAAAGGGCGAGUGGCACCGGGAUGGCUGCCAGGGUCAGAGUUCUCUUUUUCCUGUGCUCCUAGAAAGGAAUCGAAGAGAGCUCCCCAUGGGCAACCAUGAGGAAGCAGAAGAAAAGCCAGAUCUGUUUGUGGCAGUGCCACACCUAACAGGCACCGGCCCUGCAGGGGACGGCCAGAGGCAGAGAGAGAAGAUGCUGUCCAGAUUUGGCAGGUUCUGGAAGAAGCCAGAGGGAGAACUACACCCACGCAAGGACUCAGAGAGUGAGCAUUUUCCAGCUGGGACCCAGCCCCUCACCCAGCCAACGGACGGAACGAAAAUGGAGACAUCUCUUCUUCGGGAAGAAGCCAAGAAAUUCUGGCACCACUUCAUGUUCAGAAAAAGUCCAGCUUCUCGGGGGGUCAUCUUGCCCAUUAAAAGCCAUGAAGUACAUUGGGAGACCUGUCGGACAGUGCCCUUCAGCCAGACUAUUACCCAUGAAGACUGUGAAAAAGUGGUGGUCCAGAACAAUCUUUGCUUUGGGAAAUGUGGGUCUGUUCAUUUGCCUGGAGCUGCGCAGCACUUGCAUACCUUCUGCUCCCACUGCUCGCCCACCAAGUUCACCACGAUGCGUUUCCCUCUGAACUGCACUGGCAUUGCCCCUGUAGUCAAGGUGGUGAUUCUGGUGGAGGAGUGCCAAUGCCAGGUGAAGAUGGAGCAUGGAGAUGGACACCUCCUCCAGGCUGGCUUCCAGGAUUCCUUUAUCCCAGAAGUUUUAAAUUAA
Molecule: messenger RNA, 804 nt
Organism: Lemur catta (Ring-tailed lemur)
Lineage: Eukaryota; Metazoa; Chordata; Mammalia; Primates; Lemuridae
Gene: CER1
Product: cerberus 1, DAN family BMP antagonist
Exons: 2
Coding region: 1-804 (267 amino acids)
Biological process (GO): signal transduction involved in regulation of gene expression; determination of heart left/right asymmetry
Molecular function (GO): morphogen activity
Source: RefSeq, a predicted model, not a curated record